GACUAUCAAAAAAUAUCGACAAUAAACUUGUCGUACAACAAGAGUUUAGAUCAGCACUGACCAAGAAGAAGAUUUUGAGGAAAUCGGAAACAAUUCUAAAGCAAAUUCCUUUUCUUGAAUGGCUUAAGACGGGACAGCGGAGGCAGAGAGACCGCCUACCGCCUCUCUCUCCACUGGCUCGCCCUCUAUCGUCCUGCCAAAUCUCCGAUCAGAUGGAUAGUGAAACUGGUAAUCAACAUAAGCAUGAACGAUCAAGAACAAAAUGGACAGCAUCCCUUGAUAAGAUAUUUGCGGACUUGGUAGUGAAGCAGAUUCAACUGGGAAAUAGACGAAACAAUGUUUUUGACAAGAGAACUUGGAAUCACAUACGUGAUGGGUUCAACAAGCAAACAGAUCUAAAUUUCAAUAACAACCAAUUGAGAAAACACCUAGAUGUACUGCGGACGCGCUUCUAUAAUUUGAAGUCAGCUUUUGUUCAAAAUGACUUUGCUAUGGAAGAUUCUUGCUGCAUUGGAUUUGACCUGUGGGAAGACGUCGGGACACAGCCUAGGCCUGAGACAAUUAAAGUCAAGUACUGUCCCAUAUAUGAGCAAUUAUGCACAAUAUUCACAGAUACAUCAGCUGAUGGAAAGUAUGCCCAAUCAAGUCACUUUGAAGGAUUGGAAAAACUGGUUGGAAAUGAUGCUGCAGGCUUAAGUUCAAAUCCAGUUGGUGGAUCCUCUCAUCCUGAAAAUCCAUCUUCAUCAAGACCAGUGCAAGGAAACUGUUUAACAGCAGAUAAGAUAGUUAAGAAUAUAUCAGAGAAAAAGAGGAAACGGCCUUCUGAGACACAGCCCUCUUCUGGUCAGAAUAAGAAGGAUCAAGAAAUAAAUGAAGCUAUGGCAGAAGCCUUGUUGGAGAUGGUGGCUGCUUCCAGGUGGAGAAAGGCUGCACCAAAGCAAAACAAUGAAAAAUUUACCAUAACUAAUUGCAUUAAAGCACUGGAUGAGAUAGGAGACAUUGAUCAACAGCUGUACUUUGCAGCUUUGGACCUGUUUGAGGAGCCUAACUUGAGAGAGACAUUUAUAUCUUUGAAAGGUAAUCAGAUACGGUUGACUUGGUUGCAGGGGAAGUGUGGUAAAUCCACCAUUUUCUUGUAGGUUAAGGGAGAGGUUGUGGCCUUUUUAAUCCCCAGAGGUGUAAACAUCAUAUUUAGUUACUCUAUCUUAUUUUUGGCAAACAAGGUCUUUUAAGUCGGGGGUUUAACCAAUACCAGAAACUAGGUCUAUACAAGCGUGUAAAAUUGUGAUUACUUGACGAAUAGGCAAUCAAAGUUGUUUAUUGUUGAAGUGAUUUCAGGCCUGAUAACAUCAAGAUAAGACACUGCAUGCUGUGUGGCUCUUUUCGAGGCAGUUGUACCAUUUAGGUGAUACUUUGAAAUGUUCUGAACACGAACCGAAAUAUACAUCGCUAUUAAGAAUCUUAACUGUAGCAAGGUCCUCAGGCUAAGGGCAGUGCCAGGGGAAACCCUUCUUCCCAUAUAAGACAAAGUUAUGUUUUCUGGUCGUGAUCUGAAUGAAAUUCAUGAUGCAGCGUCAAAAUGAUCAAGAUACGUCCUGCUAAUUGUUAUAGACAACAAAUUAGUUGGGCAGAGAAUAGAAACCAUUAUGGCCACAUGGAUUGCCUUGAUGGUCGAAUGUAUUUCCCAAAUGCAAUUCAUCUGAAAGCAAUUAAAUUAAAUACUAUUUUCUUUCUUUCCUUAUU
Molecule: messenger RNA, 1743 nt
Organism: Hevea brasiliensis (rubber tree)
Lineage: Eukaryota; Viridiplantae; Streptophyta; Magnoliopsida; Malpighiales; Euphorbiaceae
Product: L10-interacting MYB domain-containing protein
Exons: 3
Coding region: 213-1139 (308 amino acids)
Source: RefSeq, a predicted model, not a curated record